Molecule: messenger RNA, 3546 nt
Organism: Microcebus murinus (gray mouse lemur)
Lineage: Eukaryota; Metazoa; Chordata; Mammalia; Primates; Cheirogaleidae
Gene: PPARD
Product: peroxisome proliferator activated receptor delta
Biological process (GO): hormone-mediated signaling pathway; negative regulation of cholesterol storage; fatty acid metabolic process
Cellular component (GO): nucleus
Molecular function (GO): nuclear receptor activity; zinc ion binding; RNA polymerase II cis-regulatory region sequence-specific DNA binding
Source: RefSeq, a predicted model, not a curated record
CGGGCCGCGGAGCGUGUGACGCCGCGGCUGCCGCGGAGCUGGGGAUUAAUGGGAAAAGUUUUGGCAGGAGCCGGAGGGUUCCGCGGAGCCUGCGGGACGGCGGCGGCGGCGCGGUAGGCGGCCGGGUCAGUCUUGUGUGGUGUUUUGGGCAUGCACGUGGUACUCACACAGUGGCUUCUGCUCACCGACAGAUGAAGAUAGAUGCACCAAAGAGGCUGAUUGGAACCACCCUGUAGAGGUCCCUCUGCGUCCAGACCCAGAUGAUGCCAGAGCUAUGACCGGGCCUGCAGGCGUGGCACCGAGGGGAGAUCAGCCAUGGAGCAGCCACAGGAGGAGGCCCCUGAGGUCCGGGAAGAGGAGGAGAAAGAGGAAGUGGCAGAGGCAGAAGGAGCCCCAGAGCUCAACGGGGGACCAGAGCAUACACUUCCUUCCAGCAGCUACACCGACCUCUCCCAGAGCUCCUCGCCACCCUCGCUGCUGGACCAGCUGCAGAUGGGCUGUGACGGGGCCUCGUGUGGCAGCCUCAACAUGGAGUGCCGGGUGUGCGGGGACAAGGCAUCAGGCUUCCACUAUGGUGUUCAUGCAUGUGAGGGGUGCAAGGGCUUCUUCCGGCGGACGAUCCGCAUGAAGCUGGAGUACGAAAAGUGUGAGCGGAGCUGCAAGAUCCAGAAGAAGAACCGGAACAAGUGCCAGUACUGCCGCUUCCAGAAAUGCCUGGCACUGGGCAUGUCACACAAUGCCAUCCGUUUUGGCCGGAUGCCGGAGGCUGAGAAGAGGAAGCUGGUGGCGGGGCUGACGGCAAGCGAGGGGAGCCAGCUCAACCCCCAGGUGGCUGACCUGAAGGCCUUCUCCAAGCACAUCUACAAUGCCUACCUGAAAAACUUCAACAUGACCAAAAAGAAGGCCCGCAGCAUCCUCACCGGCAAAGCCAGCCACACGGCGCCCUUUGUGAUCCACGACAUCGAGACAUUGUGGCAGGCAGAGAAGGGCCUUGUGUGGAAGCAGCUGGUGAACGGCCUGCCGCCCUACAAGGAGAUCAGCGUGCACGUCUUCUACCGCUGCCAGUGCACCACGGUGGAGACCGUGCGGGAGCUCACCGAGUUCGCCAAGAGCAUCCCCAGCUUCAGCAGCCUCUUCCUCAACGACCAGGUGACCCUUCUCAAGUACGGCGUGCACGAGGCCAUCUUUGCCAUGCUGGCCUCCAUCGUCAACAAGGAUGGGCUGCUGGUGGCCAAUGGCAGUGGCUUUGUCACUCGUGAGUUCCUGCGAAGCCUCCGCAAGCCCUUCAGUGACAUUAUUGAGCCCAAGUUCGAGUUUGCUGUCAAGUUCAAUGCCCUGGAACUGGACGACAGUGACCUGGCCCUGUUCAUCGCAGCCAUCAUUCUGUGCGGAGACCGGCCGGGCCUCAUGAACGUGCCACAGGUGGAGGCCAUCCAGGACACCAUCCUGCGAGCGCUCGAGUUCCACCUGCAGGCCAACCACCCCGACGCCCAGUACCUCUUCCCCAAGCUGCUGCAGAAGAUGGCGGACCUGCGGCAGCUGGUCACCGAGCACGCCCAGAUGAUGCAGCGCAUCAAGAAAACGGAGACGGAGACCUCGCUGCACCCGCUGCUCCAGGAGAUCUACAAGGACAUGUACUGAGGGGCGGCGCCCAGGCCGCCCUGCGGGCUCCCGCAGGGCAAGCGUGGGGGGGCCCAUGUGACUUUUCCGUUGACCAGCCCACGAGCACGCAGCCCGGCCUGGAGCAGCAGAACCACGGACUCGCACGCAGUCUCGCGUGGCCUCUGCUCCCUGUGCUCCUUCCUCGCCCGCCUCUGCCUGUCUUCCUGGUCUCUCUCUUCCUCAGUUCCUCUUUCUCGUCUAAUUUCCCUUGUUCUUUUUUUCCCUUUCUCUAUAGGUGUCCUUCUUCCUUCAUCCCUUGCCCUCCCCUUCUCUGUCCCCAGCCCUGUGUCUGUCCCUCUUUCUCAUCCUGUGAAACAGUUUGUAUUAUUUCACCAGCAGCAUAGAACGGGACCUCUGCUUCUGCACACCUUUCCCCAGGAGCAGAAGGGAGUGGGGCCGCCACCUGCCCUGUCACUGCACCUGCAGGCUUAGGGCCUCACUUCUGUCUCCUGUCUGCAGAGCAAGACUUGAGCCAUCCAAAGAAACACUAAACUCUCUGGGCCUGGCUUCCCCGGGAAGCCGAGCAUGGCCUGGACUGAUGGCAGCAGCCUAGUCAUGGGCCCCUGCCUUGGAGGACAGUGGGCAGGGGGCCUAGGCUGAGAGCCGACACCUCCCUCAGAUUGUCACUGUCCCUCUGAGGCUGCCCCCGCCCCCACCAGCCCUACUGUAGCAGCACCCCCAGCCCUGCUGACACCCAGCGUCCUUCCAUUCUUCACACUGGUUUUCCAGGCCAAUGGCGCUGAUGGCCCCUGCGCUGGCCGCUGCGGGGCAGCCCCCCGGCCUGGAAGGAGGCAGGGUUCCCUCCAGGUGGGGGACCCCGUGCCCCUGUUGAAGAGAAGCAAGUCUCAAGGAGGGAGGUGGAGGUUGGUGGUUGGAGGAAGCAGCAGACUCAAAUCUGCCCCCAGGACUGGGAUUGUGAGACCUGGGGUGACAGGCCAGGGAGAGCUUGGGGCAGGCCCUCCACGUGACCCUCUUCUCUAGCCAGCUCAGCUGAAGGCCUCACACACUCCCUGGAGCUGCGCCUCCAGACUCCAGCCCACCCGCAAGCACUGAAAUCACUUUACCUGCAGGUUCUGCGCCCCUCCCUUCCCCACAGCAAGUGAGUGCCCAGAGAGAGAGGCCUGCAGGUGGGCAGGCAGAGCCGCACCCCUCUGCCCGGGGCUGGGCUGGGUCUCUGGGUGGGCCUGGGUGUCCUGUCGAGCCGCCUGGCACCCACUCACAGCGGGAGCUGCCAGGGACAAACCGAUCCUGUUCAUUCUGACAUCCUUUGUCCCCACAGCUCUGCUGCCCUCCCCUUGCCUGUGUUCAGCCAGCUGGUCACCUGAAAUCCUCCCCACACAGCCUCGGUGACCAGGGACCUUGCGGAGCUCGGUUCCACGGCUCUGGCCCCAUCCUCCCCUGCUCCCAGGUGGAGGUGCACCCGUCUCAAAGCAGAGGCCGGCACAACCUGGAGUGCCUCGUCUGAGCCUGCCCAGGCUGCGGGCAGAGGGACUGGCCGGGGACUCGGAGCACGGUGGUGGGAGACCCGGGGCCUGCCUGCUCCUUCCUCCCACGGAGCGGUUCCACCCGACCGCGGCCCUGGGAGGAAAUCCCCUGCGGCCGCGCCUCCAGCGCUGUGGCCUUCCGUGGCCAGGAUCACUCUCCUGGCCGGGCAGGGGCUCGGUUGGGCGCUUCCUUCAGGCCGGCUGUGAGGGGAGAGCUGCUGUGCCUGCCCUCCCCCCAGGUCUGGUGCUGAGGAUACAGCUCUUCUCAGUGUCUGAACAAUCUCCAAAACUGAAAUGUAUAUUUUUGCUAGGAGCCAGAGCUUCCUGUGUUUUUAAUAUAAAUAGUGUACACAGACUGACGAGACUUUAAAUAAAUGGGAAUUAAGUAUUUAAGAGUUGA